CGCUUUAGGCCCUCCUCUUAUUUGAACCUAUUCACAACCUCUCUGUCAAAAUGCGUGUACAAGAAGGACACAAGAGCUUCGCCAGUCCUGGGUUCAGUCAUGGGCGAUAAUCAGUUACAGAGCCGUUUCUCUGUGACUGUGAUCUUUCUCAACGAGAGCGACGUAAAGCGAGAUCAACAUCAGGAACUCACGCUUCACGCGCACAGACAGCUGGACGAUGACGUCUCUCUCACCAUUAAUGACGAUGCUGGGGUUUGUGUUUUUAAGUUCUCGAUCACGAGGGAGACCGAGUGUUGUCGGGUGGCCAGCCGCUCGUUCCUCGUCACACUGGGCUAUUUCAGCAUCCUCAUGCGCUUCAACUCUCAGUCAGAGUUUCAGGGCUUCCACAGACUGCUGAGCUCGUGGACGGACCUCAGGACAGACCCGUCUGUGUUUCAGCAGAGGACCGAUGAAUCCUCUGCACUGCAGUACUUCCAGUUUUAUGGCUGUCUGUCCCAGCAGCAGAACAUGCUUCAGGAUUACCUCAGGACCGCAACGUACCAAAAAGCCAUUUUGCUCAAUGAAGUCGACUUCAAAGAUAAAGUGGUUCUCGAUGUGGGCUGUGGGACGGGGAUAUUGUCCUUCUUCGCCGUCCAGGCCGGGGCGAAGAGAGUUUACGCGGUGGAGGCCAGCUCUGUGGCCAAAUAUGCAGAAAUUCUAGUGAAAAGCAAUAGCUUGUCUGACAAAAUCACGGUUCUGUCAGGAAAGAUCGAGGAAGUGUCCUGCCCGGAGAAGGUGGACGUGAUCAUCUCGGAGCCCAUCGGCUACAUGCUCCUCAACGAGAGGAUGCUGGAGAGCUUUCUGCACGCCAAAUACUGGUUAAAACCCAAAGGUAUGAUGUUCCCCACGCAGAGUGACAUUCACCUGGCUCCGUUCACUGACGAACAACUGUACAUGGAGCAUCAUGCCCGCACCAACUUCUGGAAUCAGAGGGGUUUCUAUGGCGUGAACUUGAGCGGCCUUCAUUCUUCUGCGCUGGAUGAGUUCUUCAGACAGCCGAUAGUCGACACAUUUGAUGUGCAGAUUCUCAUGGCCAGGUCUGUGAAAUACACAAUCAACUUUCUGGAGGCAAAAGAGGAAGAUUUACAUCGGUUGGAAAUCCCGUUUGUCUUCAAACUGCUGCAGUCAGGGCUCAUUCAUGGACUUGCUUUUUGGUUCGAUGUGGCCUUUGUUGGUUCAAGAAUGACAGUAUGGCUGUCCACUGCUCCGAAUGAACCUUUGACUCACUGGUAUCAGGUGCGCUGUCUCCUGCAAACCCCCCUGUUUGCCAAAAUGGGACAGACAUUAUCUGGACAAGUUCUUCUAAUAGCCAACAGGAGACAAAGCUAUGACAUUCACAUCACUGCUGUGGUCGAUCAGUCUGGAUUUAAAUCUGGGAACACACUGGAUUUGAAAAAUCCUUUUUUCCGUUACGCCUGAAUCAUCACUCUCAAGACUGCAGGUCUAUCACUCAACAUUGCAAACAUAACAA
Rhinichthys klamathensis goyatoka is the source of this 1510-nucleotide messenger RNA. RefSeq names its product coactivator-associated arginine methyltransferase 1, like (gene carm1l). Bases 100 to 1458 code for a protein of 452 amino acids. Gene Ontology annotation, molecular function: protein-arginine N-methyltransferase activity. Lineage: Eukaryota; Metazoa; Chordata; Actinopteri; Cypriniformes; Leuciscidae. The record is from RefSeq and is a predicted model, not a curated record. The transcript has 13 exons. Gene Ontology annotation, biological process: peptidyl-arginine methylation.